Messenger RNA from Bombyx mori (domestic silkworm), 3946 nucleotides. RefSeq names its product G-protein coupled receptor moody. Lineage: Eukaryota; Metazoa; Arthropoda; Insecta; Lepidoptera; Bombycidae. The record is from RefSeq and is a predicted model, not a curated record. Gene Ontology annotation, biological process: G protein-coupled receptor signaling pathway. The transcript has 9 exons. The coding region runs from base 280 to 1494 and encodes 404 amino acids. Gene Ontology annotation, cellular component: membrane. Gene Ontology annotation, molecular function: G protein-coupled receptor activity.
AUGUCAGUAUUUUAGUAUGACACACGCGGUCGAACGGUUAAGACGUGCGUAAGCAAUAAAAUUGCCGCGAAUUAAAAACAAAUAAAUCGAAAUUUAAAAUGUUUAAUUAAGUACACCCAAAAAACGCGUUUAUAAACGUUAUUUUUAUGUUGGUGUCAUUUUAUUACGUGUUAUUGUGCUUGCCGAAAGGAAUUAAUAAAAUAAAUUGGAGUAAACAGAAGGGAUAAUAAGCAUUUUGGAUUUUUAAAUCAACAAAGUUACAAAACGGUGAACGGAAUCAUGUCUGAAAACAAUAUAAACUUCACAGACGACGUCACGACCAGCGCGGAGCCCAGCGAACUAUCCAAAUUUUCACCCGGCUUAUUGACGUUUGCAGCUAUAGCGACUGGCAUCAUUAUGCUUAUCGGCUUAUUUGGUAACCUGCUCACCGUGGUCGCGCUGCUCAAAUGCCCUAAAGUAAGAAAUGUGGCAGCAGCCUUUAUUAUAAGUUUAUGUAUAGCUGACUUCUUGUUCUGCGCCAUGGUAUUACCGUUCGCCAUAUCCGGGUUCUGGACUAGAACCUGGUCUCAUGGGGUCGCCCUCUGCAAGCUAGUACCGUUUCUCCGAUACGGAAACGUCGGCGUAUCCUUAUUAAGCAUAGCGCUUAUAACUGUCAACAGGUACAUUAUGAUAGCUCACCACAGUUGGUACGGCCGCGUUUACAGAAAACACAACAUAGCCUUGAUGAUCCUGUUCUCGUGGAUGUUCUCGUAUGGAAUGCAGAUACCUACUCUCAUUGGAAUUUGGGGUCAGUUCGACUACGACCCCGAAUUGGGAACUUGCUCAAUAGUUCCAGACGAAUUUGGACGUUCUUCAAAAACAGCACUCUUCGUGAUCGCGUUCAUAGUUCCCGCUUUGCUAAUCUUGAUAUGCUACGCUAGAAUAUUCUGGGUCGUACACAGCUCAGAGCAAAGAAUGCGUGAACAUCAAAGAUCCCAACACAGCAAUCCGGGAACAUUAAACAACAGCACCGUAGACAAAAGAUCCACGAUCAAAGACAACAGAGAGACUAAGGCGAGACGAAAUGAAUGGAGGAUCACAAAGAUGGUCUUAGCUAUAUUCCUGUCUUUUAUUGUUUGCUAUUUGCCUAUUACUAUUGCAAAGGUCACUGAUGCUCACGUACAUUAUCCAGUAUUCCACGUAGCGGGCUACUUGCUACUGUACGCAAGCGCAUGCGUGAACCCGAUCAUCUACGUGAUAAUGAACGCGCAGUACCGCGCGGCGUACGCGGCUGCCCUGUGCUGCCCUCUGUCCCGGCUCUCGGGCCUCACCAGCGGUGCGUAUCCUUCCUCGCCCGCAUGCCAACACGUCAUCAGGAAGACGGACCAGAAAUGGAACGAGCGUCACGGGUACAGCUUCAGCAACACACGAACGGCGCUCAGCCAAGUGUCACUGGGCGAGUCGAGAGCAGACCCUCGACCGGCCCCGGACACGUCCGUCCGUGGCUCAAGGUAGACGACGACUCACCCACCGGGACCAGGCCGCACGGCUCGCCACUGAACAAAAAAAGAGACGUCGGACCCAAGGUCACCAGAUUCCAGAUCGUGAACCACGACCCAAGGAAGGAGCAGACGAAAGUUUAGCAGCCUGUCGUUCGUUGUAGAACGUGCCAAAGAUUUUACAACAUUGACUUGUUUUGACCAAAUACUCAUUUAAUAUUUAAUUUGUAAUAUGAAAUCCAUAUACGAUUUUUUUAAAUUCUAGACUAUAUAAAUGUUCCGUCCUGUAACGAACGACAAGGUAUCUAAGAUAUUAUACAAGUUAAAUUAAUUAAACAAUAAGUGGAGAGUAAUUUAUAAUGAUAAUUUAUGUAUAGUUAAACAGGUGCCCAUCUUAAUAAUUUAUAACAUUUUCUUUUUAGUUUUAGUUGUGCGUAACUGUCUUCCGAUAGUGUUUUAAUUUUACUUUGAAUAAGACAAAAUGGUUGUACUCGCAUCAGUUUAAGUUUAUUUUUAUAACAUUCCAUUCACAAUUCACUCAUAAAUAUUAAGUGGAUUAUCUAUAGUCGGAUUUUUUAUUAGACGAAGUCAACUGACGUUUACUGUGUUGUCAGUUUUUGAUGAAAUAAAAAUAGUGUUGUGACAAAGUGAACGUACGAAAAAACUCCUGAAUUAAUGAAAUUGCCUCGAUUGUCUAGUGAAUAGUUGGUGUGCCGAAUUGCCGAUAUCGGGUACGGGGUUCGUAUUUUAGGCGUGCUUUGUACAUACCAACGAGUUUUCGACGAAAUAUUAUGUUCCUGUAGUAUCUACCUGUACUGAAUACCGAGUGUUUUAAACAUUAAGAAAAACAUUGCGAGGAAGCUUGUAAGACUGUCCUAUUUCCAAUACAUCAUAUAGUUGAAAUUAUAGACGUAUAAAAUAUAACAAUUGAGUCGUCUAUUAUCAAAGGUGGCAAUCUGUGCAUUUGGACAAAAAAUUUUUAUUGAUAUGUCAAUACAGAUUUAUUUGAAUAUAAUCGUCUCCUUCAAAGAAUACGGUUCAAAACCUGCAUUAAAUAAAGGUUAAUAGUUAACCUGUUAUUUAUCUAAGACGUCGUUCCGAAGAGUUUUGUGACUGCCAAUGGAAUACAAAGUCAAUAAUUCGUUUUUCUGAUUUACCAAUCAUUGUCCAAAAGUCAGAUUGCCGCCUUUGAUAAUAGUCGACUCAAUUAUGGGUAGGUAAUGAAAAUAAAAAAACUGAUACUACUAGUAACAUAUAUUGGAGCACUUUAAUACAAUUUUAUUGUAAAAUAUAAAUAAUAUUCUUUUAGAGUUUGAAAUUAAUGAUUAACUCUUCACACUCAUUGUUCAUUCAUGUGAUUGAACGAGAACUGAACGCAUCACUAUUACUUUAAAUAUAGCAACAUUAUUUCACAAAGUGACAUUAGCUACUGUCAGCUGGCUUCGUCUAAUUAAAAAUCCGACUAUAUGCAAUUCACGCAUAAUUCACGUAGUAGUGAACCUGCCAAAAAACGUUGACAAAUGACAUUUUGAUUAACUUUAAAUGUACGGUAGAGGUAUAUGUUGAAUAAAAAACAUUUAUGUAUGCUAUAUCUUGCUGGCAAUUCUAAUUUGUUUAUUUCUGCCAGUGUCAAAUCAGAAUAUUUUUUUAGAUUUUUUGGCCUGGUAACGAGAUCUUUAAGUCAAAUUAUCCUUUCUUAUCAAUUGCUGUUAAAAUAUGGAAAAUAAAGUGAAAUGAAAUCAAAAUAAGUUGAUUAUUUUGAUAUUUUAAUAAAUUUGGAUGAAAUUAAAUGAAACGAGAUGAGGUGGGAUGAAAUAAAAUAUAGUCUCAGUAAAAUGAUGAUUUUUUUACUGAUACUUUUUCAGUGAACUUUUUGGUAGAACCCGAGAAUCUUCGUCCAGCGACUUUACACAUUUAAACUUGAAAAAACAAUAAAUGACAAAAAAAAAAAACUUCGCUCCUCGCGUUGCCGCCAAAAAGUUCUCAUAGAAAGAUCAAAACUUAUGUAGUUACCUAAUUGAGGUUGUUUUUAAUUAUUCCAUUUUUGAAAAUUCAUGGAGAGAUGUUUACAAAUUUUAAAUCAUAAACGUCUGAACAGCUAAAUAAAUUAACAGGAUUACUUUUAUUACAUUCCAUUUUAUUAUAAAUAAAUAAGUAUGUACAUUUUAAAAAUAGUGUCUAAUGAAAUACAUAUUAUUAUAAUUAUUGUUUUUACCAAAGAAAAUGUAGAUAGUUGAGAAGUAAGAUAAAAUAUGUAUGAUGUACGUGUUAUUUAAUAUAACUUAUGUCCACCAGUAUUUUUUUGUAACAUAAUUUGAUAGAGGUUAAAUUAGUUCUGCCAUAAUAACUAAAACUUCAAAUUCCAAUACGUUUACGUGCUAACACAAUUAAUGAUGCAAUAUAAAAAGAUGUAAUGAAAUUUUUGCCUAGGUAUUAUAUUGUAUGAGAAUUAAAUUAUUGCACACUGC